Messenger RNA from Aureobasidium vineae, 1827 nucleotides. The record is from the annotation of a GenBank genome assembly. NCBI's taxonomy places the organism in Eukaryota, Fungi, Ascomycota, Dothideomycetes, Dothideales, Saccotheciaceae.
UUGAUCAAACUCUUGACCAACAACGGCGCCACCUACAUCCCUCGCAAAGAAGAUGGCUCAAUCGACCAAGUCAUCCGCCAUACCCACAUUGUCACCGGCGACAUCGAGUUCCCCGAGUACAACAGAGCGCUAGAGUGCAACAUCCACGUCGUGCGACCAUCCUGGGUGGAAUCAAGCUACGAGAAGGGAAGACAGACACAACCGCGCCAGCACAGUCCAGAUCCGUCUAUGUUCUUUAGGGAAGUCAUAGUCUCGUGUGCAGACUUGCCCGAGGGCGACAAGGAUGCUAUCAUUGCUGGUACGUUGGCCCUGGGAGGCUUGUACAGUGCGCCCUUGACCAAGUUGGUCACGCAUGUGGUGGCUAUGGAUAUGCACAAUGACAAGUGUCGUACUGUAGAAGCAAAGCAUCUGGCUUGCAAGAUUGUCUUGCCACAUUGGUUCGACGACUGCUUGAAACUCGGCAAGCUGAUCAACGAAGGCCCUUACCUCCUACCCGACCCCGAGAUUCUUCGGCCAAACUUUGACGAACCCGUCCGAGCAAGAUCGACUCCUGGUCUAGAUGGUGCACUCUCAGCUGUGGCAGGCGCACCUCCGGCAUACAACCCUCCAAUCUCUCCUUCAGACUCACGAAAGCAACUUGUCGUACUCUUCUCGAAAGACCUAAACAUCAACGACCACCUAGCAAAGACAUUACGACACCUGGUCAGCCAAGCCGGCGGCUCUCUCACCACCAAUGUGGAUGAGUGCGAUGUAUACAUUGGUCAUUACCGCGACGGCAUGGACUACGUGGCUGCCUCCCGUGCCGAGAAGACUGUCGGAAACCUCGCCUGGUUCUACAAUGUCAUCAACCGCAACAAAUGGACAAAUCCUCUCAGCAAGCUUCUCCAUUACCCUGUACCCAGAGGCGGCAUCCCCGGCUUCCAAGACAUGAGAAUCAGUCUUUCAAAUUACAGCGGAGAAGCCCGUAUCUAUCUCGAGAACUUGUGCAAAGAAGCAGGAGCCGAAUUCACAAAAACCAUGAAGCAAGACAACACCCACCUAAUCACCGCCCACACUCACUCUGAAAAAUGCGACGCAGCUCAAGAAUGGAAUAUCGCUAUCGUAAACCACCUCUGGCUGGAAGAAAGCUAUGCAAAAUGUUCAGUACAAGCAUUGACACACAAACGCUAUACCCACUUCCCGCCACGAACAAACCUCGGUGAGAUCGUAGGACAGACCGACAUUGACAUUACUAAAGUCCGCAAACUGUACUUUGCAAGCAAUGAAAAGACUAUCAAGGACACAGAACCAGGUCAAAAAACACCACAUCCUUUCCGCGGUGCAAUUAGAGCGCCAGACACAUCUCCCAGAAGAGGAAUUGCAGCCUCCAGCGUAGGAGCAGCAAGGUCUUCAUUCGCUGCAAACGGAACAGAAACAGAUGCCAUGGACAUCGAUGACAACGACGACAACGAAGCCAGUGAAUUUCUCCCUCAAGCAUCUCAAACAGCAAAGAAGAGGAAAUCCCGCGUGGGCUCUGAUGCAGCGAUUACUACUCCUGCAAUGUUGAACAAGCGUCAGGAACGAGAAACAAGUCCACCUACUACUGGACGCGCCUCCAAGGAAAAAGCACUGAGCAAUUUGCACGCACUCAAAGAUGAUGUUCUGCAGUAUGAACGGGAGAGGAAGCGAAAAGGCGCUCCCACUGCUGUAACGACCAAGACUACAAAGACGACGAGGAAUAAACGCAAAAGCGAUGAUAUGGGUGACAGUCACGCUGAGAUCAGCGAGACGGAGAUUGCAGGUGUCAAAGGCAGUAAAGCCAAGAAGGCAAAGNACCGAUACAGGACC